This is a messenger RNA of Cyprinus carpio (common carp), 5694 nucleotides long. RefSeq names its product solute carrier family 5 member 7a (gene slc5a7a). The record is from RefSeq and is a predicted model, not a curated record. NCBI's taxonomy places the organism in Eukaryota, Metazoa, Chordata, Actinopteri, Cypriniformes, Cyprinidae. Gene Ontology annotation, cellular component: axon; perikaryon; synapse. Gene Ontology annotation, biological process: neuromuscular synaptic transmission; choline transport; synaptic transmission, cholinergic. Gene Ontology annotation, molecular function: choline:sodium symporter activity.
CCAAGGCUUUUAGAGUGUUGUUCAGUUAUUUUAAUUCUUCAGUUAAAUAAAUUUCUUAUUUGUUAUUAAGACCCAAACUCUCUUAGAAACAAAUGAACAAAGGUGGUUUUAUUAAAUGCUUUGCUUAUAGCAUAUACAGGCCUAAAGAAAAGUUUAAAACAAAGAAAGAACAUGCGUAAAACGUGUAAAAAUAGCACAUCAGGAAAAAAAAAAGAAAAGAAAAAAAAAACCUUGACAGAAAACCGCACUGCUGCGGUUUACUGCCAUGUUCGUUAAACGUUAGAAUAGUCGUUAGCCUACAUCACCUUCUGAGUUGUGACUCUUUAAAUGUGUCUUUUCACAAUACACUUGAGUUUGGAGCGUUUGGAUGGCGUCUGAAGCGCUUUUGUGAGGCUGGUGCGGGAUCUCAGCACUCUGGACAGCGCCUGUACUUGUUCCCCGCCGCUGCUUAUACAGUAAGCUACUCAUACAGGCUGCCAUAAAAUAUCAGUCAAGAAAAACAUGAAUGGAAGCGAUAUAUUUCACUACUCUUGAUUUACAGCUGUUUCCCCCGUCUAGCGAUUUUCAGUUGACUUGAUAACCUUCAGUGACGCGCAGCUCAUUUGCACGAUCUGACAUCUUUAUUCAUAAAUAGCCCCCAUUCACAUCUCUCUGACGUUCAUCUAUCCUCUGACGAAACCUGCUCCUAUAAGAUUCACAGUAAGUUUGGCUGACUCGGAAAUGUGCUGGACUUCUCUUCUCCUGAGGUGAUAGUUGGGCUCUUUUUUGCACUGUUGGUGGCAGUUGAGUGGCUGGCGGCUGAUUCACAAAGGUCUCUUUCCUCAGGUCUCAAUGAAUUUCGGUUCUUUAGAGAUACAACGACUUUAGCAGAGAGAAGAUGAACAUCCAUGUGGAGGGGUUGGUGGCGAUUGUCAUCUUCUACAUGCUGAUCCUUCUAGUGGGAAUCUGGGCAGCAUGGAAAAACAAGAAUUCCGGCGUGAUGGAGGGAGUUGAUCGCAGUGAGACCAUUAUGGUCGGCGGAAGGGAUAUUGGAUUAUUUGUCGGCGCAUUUACCAUGACUGCAACUUGGGUCGGAGGGGGUUAUAUCAACGGCACAGCAGAGAAUGUUUAUCUCCCUGGGUACGGCUUGGCAUGGGCACAGGCUCCCUUUGGAUAUGCGCUCAGCCUUGUUUUGGGUGGCCUUUUCUUUGCUAAACCCAUGCGCUCCCGGGGUUACGUCACCAUGCUUGACCCCUUCCAGCAAGUGUAUGGAAAAAGGAUGGGUGGUCUGCUAUUCAUCCCUGCACUAAUGGGGGAAAUGUUCUGGUCAGCCGCCAUUUUAUCUGCCCUUGGGGCCACACUGAGUGUGAUCAUUGACAUCGACAUCAAUAUGUCUGUGAUUAUUUCGGCUCUUAUUGCCAUUUUCUAUACGCUGGUGGGAGGACUGUAUUCAGUGGCCUACACUGAUGUUGUCCAGCUCUUCUGUAUUUUUUUAGGACUGUGGGUGAGUGUCCCUUUUGCGCUCUCAAACCCAGCUGUGUCUAACAUCGGAGUGACAGCAGUGAAGCAGCUCAAUGCUAAUCAGACCGCAUGGCUUGGGAAGAUAGAAAGCCCUGACAAAUGGAUGUGGGCUGACAACUUCUGCCUUCUGAUGUUGGGGGGGAUUCCCUGGCAGGUGUAUUUUCAAAGGGUUCUUUCUGCCUCUUCAGCUACCUAUGCUCAAGUCCUCUCCUUCCUGGCUGCCUUUGGUUGUAUCAUCAUGGCUAUUCCCUCCGUCCUGAUCGGAGCCAUAGGGGCUUCCACAGAUUGGAACCAGACAACCUAUGGGCCAAUUCCUCCCAUGCAAAGGGACCAGUCUGACAUGAUCCUACCGAUCGUGCUACAGCACCUGUGCCCAGCCUAUAUCUCCUUUUUUGGUCUGGGGGCAGUUUCUGCUGCAGUGAUGUCAUCCGCUGACUCAUCCAUUUUGUCGGCCAGCUCCAUGUUCGCUAGGAACAUCUACCAGCUCGCUUUCCGGCAAUCGGCUUCCGACCGUGAGAUCGUGUGGGUCAUGCGGAUCACUAUUUUUGUGUUCGGGGCUCUAGCAACAGGCAUGGCUCUCCUGACUGGGACCGUCUAUGGUUUAUGGUACCUGAGCUCUGACCUGGUCUACGUCAUCAUCUUCCCCCAACUCCUAUGCGUUCUUUUCAUCCGUGGCACGAACACCUACGGCUCAGUGGCUGCAUACAUCUUUGGAUUGAUCCUGCGAGUUGGUGGAGGGGAACCAUAUCUCAAACUGCCUCCGUUCAUCUACUACCCUGGAUGGACCAUUGAGGAGAAGGUCCAUCAUGUGACCAAGGAGGUGGAAUACCUGGUGUUGCAGAGGUUUCCCUUUAAGACAGCUUCCAUGCUGGCCUCAUUCCUAAGCAAUGUGGCUUUCUCAUACCUGUUUAAGUACCUGUUUGAGAGUGGCACUUUGUCGGCUAAAUAUGAUUUCUUGGAUGCAGUGGUGGCCAAGCACAGUGCAGAAAUAAUGGACAAAACCACUCUGGUGAACAAGAACAUCAUUGGGCUGAAUGAAAUGACCCCAGUCAAGCCAAGACUUAGUGUUACUUUAGCUGCUACCUUCACCAGGAAGGAAACCCUGACCGAAGAGGAGGACUCCAGCCCGGAGUCACCGAGUCAUGAGAAUGAGUAAAGACCCUAUGUUCAAUCUUGAGAAGACUCUCUAUUGGUUCCAUAAUGUAAAGUACAAGGCUUCACCCAAUAAGAAAAGAAAUAUCAGAUUUUAAGUAUAUACUUAAUUCACUCGACACUCCUUCUCUGGAAUUUCCAUCACUUCUUUCAAGAUGGGAAUGGGACAGCAACUGAAACUAAAAAUGAAAAUGGCAAAGAAGAAAGCAGCAGUGGUUUGAGUAAUAUUUGGAAAAAAACUGUCUUGAUGGUGUUAAUUACCCUGAGAAGCUCUUCGACUCCUGUCGGUAUGUACAAACCCUGAGCGUCUCUUCUUUCCCUUCUAAAGAAAAUGUUGCGAUACUGUGAUAAUCCUUGGGAAAUAAUCAUAUUAAAAGGUUAGUUCACUCAAAGAUGUUCUAUCAUCAUUUGCUCAACCUGGAUGACUUCAUUUCUUCUGUAGAACAUAAAACAAAAUGUCUCUUUUUUCAUCCACACAGUCAAAGUCAAUAGAAUUCAGUGUCCUUUUGGACCUUAUUCACUUUCAUUGGAUGGACGAAAAAAGCAGCUGAAACAUUCUUCAAGCUAUGAAUGAUGACAGAAUUUCAAUUUCUCAGUGAAUUAUCCAUUUAAUUUCCCAAACCUGGACAAAGAUCAGUCCAGAUUUGAAAAAGAAAAAAGAAAACAUAACACAGUGAUUAUAAUAUAUCCAAUUAUAGCUAUACAGUAUAUCAAUAAAUAAUAGGUGUAAGUUCAUUUGUCAUGCCAUUAAUUUCGUCAAACUCCCAUGAUAGAUAUUAGUGCUGACUAUCCUAUCAUCCUAUCAUAAAAAUCAAAUGUAGCUAAAUGGUUUCAUAAAUAUGUAAUUAUAUAACAAGUGAUGUGCUUCCCAUCUACAAACUACCUUUAACAACUGUGACAUAAGUGCACAUGUGGCAAAUAUCUUUUUCAUGUUCAUAGUGCAAUAUUAAGAAGGAAAACAAAGAACAUGGAAAAUAUACAGUAUAUAAUCUUGUAAUCGCCUUAACUAGCUACAUUGAUUAGAUGAGGGUGAUUGGACAUUAUGCAAACCCGGUUCGUCACUUUGUUGUACUUGAAAAUGAAUGUAGCUGCAAAUGAUUUACCAGAUGUAACAACCUUCGUGGUCUGUGCUGUGUUAUUUUUGUGAUUUGCAAAGUUAUACGUAUGUCAAAAGAAGUCAUUGUACCUGGUUCCAAGAUGAGCCAGCUGCUGUGUUAUUUUGUUGGCUUUAGCGAUAAAGAAAUUUGUGUGAUGUGUGUAUUUAUAUUCCAAUGAAUAUAAUUGUCCAGUAUUCCACUAAAAUGUAAAGUGUCACUUUACCGUUCUGUAUAUAUAUAUAUACAUAUAUAUUUAAAUGAGUUGGAGCCAGCUACACAAAUCUAUAUUUAUUUAUUAAUUGUGGCCUAGAUUAAACAUAGGAUUAUUCAAAGAUAAUAAAUUUUAUUGUUAAGACUUUCAUAGUUGUGUAUUAUUCCAAAGUUAUACAGGUCACAGAAUGAAGCGUUUGAUGCGUUAAUGAAGCGUUUUCCAUUUUGUUUAAAUUCAUAAAACUUGACAAAGUGUGUUUGUUGAUCAUUUUUGUUCUUGUUUCUGAUAGCAAACACACUUUCUAAAUCUUAUGCCACUUCGCAACCCGAAAUGAUCUGCGGACUGCUGUAGGGCAGUUACGAAAAAGCGCGUGUCUGAAAACAUGACGAUUUAUGACGUUAACUCUCUUCAACUUCCAAUGUCACAGUUGAGAGACGGCACUCUAAAAAUAGCCAGUACGUUAUUUACAUUAAGUGCUCUGCUGGUCUCAGUGGAGCGGGGCGGGGCAGGGGUAGUUGGGUGAAAAAGGCGGAGGGAAGUGAAGAUGGGGGUUGGGCCGGGAAUCUUAUGCGUCUUUUCAUAGACUGCGUCAGUGUCUUGGGGGUGGGCGAUGACGCUGUUUUUGCCCCACCCAACCAUGUCCCAAGCUUGUCCUUCAUUUUGUCCUUGCUGUCCAAAAUUUAAUCCCAUUACAUCGUUUGCGGCUGGAUAUGCCAGAGAUCCCAUUCACAAAAGAACAGCGAAGAGCACUUGUGGUGAUUAAUAAUCACCGCAAUGGGGCGGUGCUCUUAGCUUUGCCAAAAGUCAACCCAUUUUUAUUCUUCCAACUGAGGCGUCGUCUGCGGCCAUCUAAGGUGUCUGGAAAAACCUCAACGACAGUUUACUCGCCAAAGGGUUCAGUUUGAACACCUUUAAUGGUUAGUAAUUUAGUUGUCGAUGCUCGUUCGAGAUAUUCGUUUUAGCUUUCUUCAUAUGUGGGCAGUCUCUGGUUUUCUUGGUGAUCACGUCUCUGCUCACAAAUCAUUAAUGAAAUCCUUGAGGUUCAAGAAUCUCAGCUGAAAUAUGGUGCAUCUAAUUUAAUCAGCUUAAGUGAGGGACAUUUGUCCUCUUGGUUCAAUCGAUCAAAUCUCCCACAACAACGGUUAGGAGCGCAGCCUAUGAUGGACGGUAGCAGGCAGCAUUCAUCACGCCCGUCAUUAUUUAUUUGAACAAUUUCCUUUAGUGUAAAUCAGUAACGGAUACAGAUAAAGUAGUCUUUUAUUAGUACUACUUAAAUGAAUGAGAAAACAACCUCAAAACAUUAAGCUUCAAAAACCCCAACUGCACCAGAGAGAAUUUCCUUUUAUUUCUAUUCUUCGUUAAGUGGCUACCUGUUCCCCAGUGUGCUGUAGAAGACGAUCUUUGGACAUGCCUCCUCUGCAGCCUCAGCUGUACUUCUCUUAAUGGCAGAGUCUUCAUGUAUCUGUCAAGAAAUCAUCUGCCUAUUGAAGGAGGCAGGUGUAAUUAGAUUGGCUUUCAUUAAACCUGAAGGGAUAAUUGGGCAUGCUGGGAAAUAUAGUUUUGGGCUUUGCCAGAAGACAGCAGGUAUAAUGUAAUGAGAAAGAUAAGAGUCAACAGACGAGGUAAAAUAUAAGCAAAGAAUUGCUUACUUUUUGAAUUUCCUAAAAAUUUGUUUUAUUCUUUAUAUUUUUUUUAUUUUUGUUGUACUAAAAGAAAAUGUAAUAUAUUUUGUAU